Fonsecaea erecta is the source of this 1710-nucleotide messenger RNA. RefSeq lists its product as hypothetical. The transcript has 2 exons. The coding region runs from base 1 to 1710 and encodes 569 amino acids. Gene Ontology annotation, cellular component: fungal-type vacuole membrane. Gene Ontology annotation, molecular function: basic amino acid transmembrane transporter activity. Gene Ontology annotation, biological process: basic amino acid transport; transmembrane transport. The record is from RefSeq and is a predicted model, not a curated record. Lineage: Eukaryota; Fungi; Ascomycota; Eurotiomycetes; Chaetothyriales; Herpotrichiellaceae.
AUGGCGCUCACGAGGGAGGACCACCCUCCGACCGAGACGAGUCCUCUCCUCGGCGACGAGCAGAAUAUUAAUGGCACCGCCAGCGUCGACCCGGAGGGCGCGCCGCCGGCACCGGAACCGGCACCAGAAACGACGGGAGACGCCCAUGAGAUCGCUCUGGCUGAGGAGCCCAGCACCAAGAAGCUCGUCGCCAUCAUGGCCGCGACCUGGAUUGGCGUCUUUUUCGCUGCGUUGGACACCACCAUCGUCGCCACUCUCACCGCCCCCAUCUCGUCCAGCUUCGACUCGCUCUCCCUCCUCUCUUGGCUGGCCACGGGCUACCUGAUCGCCAACUCGGCGUGCCAGCCGCUGUCGGGCAAGCUGACCGACAUCUUCUCGCGGCGGUGGGGUUUGAUCUUCUCCAACGUCUUCUUCGGCGCCGGCACGCUGCUGUGCGGGCUGGCGCCCAGCGCGGGGGCCAUCAUCGCCGGCCGCAUCAUCGCCGGCGUCGGCGGCGGCGGCCUCACCUGCAUUGCCACCUACAUCACCAGCGACCUCGUCCCGCUGCGCCGUCGCGGCCUGUGGCAGGGCUACGGCAACCUGGUCUACGGCCUGGGCAUGGGCCUGGGCGGCGUGUUCGGCGGCGUGCUCGCCGACAAACUCUCCUGGCGCUGGGCCUUUCUGCUUCAGGUGCCCUUCAUCGCCGUGUCGGCCGUCAUGGUGGUGUUCCUGGUCGACAUCCCCGUCAACCCGAGCACGCGCCCGCCACUGUCGCGCAUCGACUUCUUGGGCUCGGCCUUCCUUGUCGCCAGCCUGGUGCUGCUGCUCCUGGGGCUCAACACCGGCGGCAACCAGCUGCCCUGGUCGCACCCGCUGAUCGUCGCCAGCCUGGUUCUCUCGGCCGCCACCCUCGCCGCCUUCAUGUACCUGGAGUCGCAGCCGCGCUGGGUGCCGGAGCCCGUGCUGCCCGUGGCCUUGAUCGCCCGCACCCGCACCGUGCUCACGGCCUGCCUCGCCAACUGGUUCGGGACCAUGGCCGCCUUCCUGGCUAUCUACUACGUGCCGCUGUACCUGCAGAUUCGCGGGUUGUCGGCCACCGCCGCUGGGCUGCGCGUGGUGCCGCUGGCCGCCGCGACGUCGCUGGGCAGCCUGGCGUCGGGCAUCCUAAUGCGCGCCACCGGACGGUACUACGCGCAGAUGAUCGGGGUGAUGGUGACGUUCGUAGCCGGGACGGGCCUGCUGUGCUCGUUCCAGCUGGACACGCCGGCGUGGGAGACGUUCGUGUUCCCGGCGCCCCUGGGCUUCGCGUACGGCGGCAUGCUGACGAUUACGCUGGUGGGCAUGAUCAGCGCGGUGGACCACGCGCACCAGGCCGUCAUCACCGCGGCGUCGUACGCCUUCCGGUCCACGGGCUCGACCAUCGGCAUCACCAUUGCCGGCGCCGUGUUCCAGAACAUCCUGACCCAGGAGCUGCGCGACCGCUACGGCGCCCUACCGGGUAGCGAGCACGUCAUCCGCCGCAUCCGCGACUCCCUCGACGGCAUCAACCACCUGCCCGCCGGCUGGGACCGCGCCGCCGUCCUGCACAUCUACAUGGACGCCCUGCGGGGGGCCUUCGUCGCCGGGCUCGGCCUGGCCGUGCUGGCCGCCAUCGCCGCGCUGGGUAUGAAGGAGCACACUCUGCACAAGAACCUUGCGAGGAAGAGAAGUGCAGGAGAAGUUGGAGCAUGA